Messenger RNA from Saccharomycodes ludwigii, 3990 nucleotides. RefSeq names its product Kre5p (gene KRE5). The transcript has a single exon. Gene Ontology annotation, molecular function: UDP-glucose:glycoprotein glucosyltransferase activity. The record is from RefSeq and is a predicted model, not a curated record. The coding region runs from base 1 to 3990 and encodes 1329 amino acids. Gene Ontology annotation, cellular component: endoplasmic reticulum. NCBI's taxonomy places the organism in Eukaryota, Fungi, Ascomycota, Saccharomycetes, Saccharomycodales, Saccharomycodaceae.
AUGAAACAUUGUCUACUUCUGUUAAUACUUCUGGGAUAUAUUGUAUCAGUGCUAGCUGGUUAUACGUCUAUCCCAGUCUCAUCUAAAAUUGCUUCUUUACCCCCCAAUAUUAAAUUAUUACAAGUUAUUAAGUCAAUCGGACUUAUAUCCAUUGAAACUUUUCAAGAAAUUUAUGGUAUUCUCACUGAUAUUGAAAAUGAAAGAGAAGACAGCGCUUUUGACUUUAAAAUUAAAUAUAACACUGUUUUGCAAUUUUUAAACAACACACACCCUACUAUUGUUCCAUUAGUUGAGUUGAACUAUAAGUUAGGAAUUCAUGAUUUCCCUGAAUCAGGUGGCUAUCACAACCACGAAAACUUUUUUGUUCUAAACAAUAGAAAAUAUUUUCAAGCUGACGAUCUUUUUUAUUUAAAGACAAAAGAAUUAAAAAGUGCCUUAUUAUCUGAAAUAGAACCAAAGAGGGGUGAAAUUCCAAUUGGUACCGAUGCUAAUGCACCAAUUAUUUAUUUCUACGGGUGUGAUGAAGAUGAAGACUUUUAUGAAUUUAAUUAUAAUCUUUGGUCUGAGUCACAGGGCGGUAAGAUACAAUAUAUUUGGAGAUAUACAUGUGGGUCAAUCGAAUAUGCUGAACUUGGUGCUAAUUUAGAUUUAAGUCUUAAAUUAGAUGACCUAGAAGAUAGAAAAACCCUUUUGGAUUUUGUGGCUCAAGAUUCUAAUUUAACACGUAUUUCAAUCACUAAUAAGUAUAACAACGAUAUGAAACUUUUGGAUCUACAGACCGUCUCUUUAAUUUUUGAAGAUUACCAAAUCAACGGAGAUUUUUGGAAAGCAUUUGAUUAUGCAAAAGAUAUAAUUUAUAACUUGCCUUUGAAAACAAACGAUUUGGUGAAUACUAAUAUUGAUCCAUACAUAGAGUUAAUACAGAAGGAGAUGGAAGAAAAUGAAAAAAAAGGGUUAGACUACGGUAUGCUUGGCUGUUACAUAAACGGUAUGCAAUUAAGGUAUAGUGAACUUAAUAUCAACUCUUUUAUCAAAUCUAUCAUACGAGAAUGGGGAUUUAUCAAAAAAUUGAAAAAAACUUGUUCUGAAUCGCUGGCUUUGAAAACUUUUCAGAUUAAGAAUUUAUUAACCACUUAUAGUCUUAUCUCCCUUCCGUAUCUACAAAGUUCGCAGCCCUUGAAGUUUGAUGUUACAGAUAUAAACAACGAGGAUUUGAUUGUUUAUUUCAAUGAUUUGGAGUCAGACCAAAUAUACAAUGAUGUAUUAAGUAAAGAUAUUAUUUCCUUUUUUGAAGAAUCCCCUUAUGGGGAACUUCCUGCCUAUUCUGAAAAUUGGAGUGAAUUAAUUUUCUUAAUUGAUUUCGAUGAUGAAAAUAGCAUUGAUAUUUUAAGGGGAAUGCUAAGAGUAAUUGAAGUAGUUAAAAACGGUUAUCCACAAAGGGUUGGUCUUAUUCCCAUGGGCGAUUGUCGCAUUGUAUCUGAAAUUUAUAGACACAAAAGUGAUGAUCUAGAAGAAUUGAUAGAUUUUUUUCAAAAUAUCCAUGUGAAUAAAAAGAAAUUCUCGGCUAAUACUACACUAUGUGAAGAACUCGAUGUUUUUUUGCAAAAUGUUGCUAUAAAUGGCAAUUCCUUCAUCAUUAAUGGUGAAAUAUACCCCUUUAGACAAAACUCGUGGAAUUAUUUAGUAAACAAGGUUAUUGUCAAGGAUACCACCUUUUUAAGAAAGGAAAUAAAAAGAUAUUUGCACCAAUCCUUGGAUGAAGUAGUAACUGCAAGAAAAUUGCUACAUUCAGACUCUCAACCGUUUAAAAGACGUGAUUUAAAAUAUACGCCCGAUUAUUUUGGCGACUCAACCUACACAACCGAAAACGUGAAAGCAAUAACUGGCUUGCAAGGACGUAUACUUGUAAUCGUACCAAAUUUAGAGUACAACAUUUUGAAUACUUUAACAUUGGUGGAUAAUUUUGAUUCUUGUGAAUCAUGGAAAUUUUUGUGUAACUUUUUAAAUUUAAAGUUGUACGGGAUACGCAUUAGAUUAAUCCAUAACGGAUCCACGAAAUCCAAAUAUUGGAAGCAAUUACUCGACCUGUUUUUUGACGGAGUGCCAUCUAUUGAAACGUUUCAGAAAUCAAUGCCUAAAAUUCGAAAUAUUAAGCGUAGUUACAAAAAUAUUGAAAAUGCUAAUUACAUCAAGAGUAUGAGAAAAUUUUUACCUGAUUUGCCAGAUUCACAAAUAACUGCACAAAGAUUUUUGUUGUUAAAUGGGAAAUAUAUAAAGUUGGAUAUGGACGAAAUCCCAUCCUCGCAAACUAUAAAAAACUUACUAAAAAGGGAGUCCAAAAGAACUUUGAAUGUUAUAAUUGCCCUAGAACAAAUUGUUCCUAACUAUUCUGAAAAUUUAAUCGAACCUGAUUUUGUUGAACAAUUAUCUUCUAUUUUAACCAAGUCCUUUUUUGACGAUUAUUUGAAUCAAAACGGUAUAUACUUCACUAGCGAAUCCAGUCUACCAAGAUUAGCCCUUUCAAAAAUAUUAGGGUUCAAGAAUAAACUAAUGUCUUUUGAAGAAGUCAACUAUCCCACGGUGAAGCCUGUUGAUAUCACAUUGCUUUUAGAUCCGACAGAGGAACGUACUCAAAAAAUGUUAUCACUUGUUUCAAUGGUUCGGAGCUUAUCUUUUGUGAAUGUGCAACUUUAUUUUUUACCAACCAAAGAAUUGCAACUAUAUCCUGUUGAAAGAAUCUAUUACGAUAAUAUAGGAGAAUUCAGUAGUGUUUCCAUAGACAAUGAUAUUUUUGAGGCUAAACUUGAAUAUCUUCUACCAAACUUACAUGUUAUUAAAGAAUUGGAUCUCAAUAUUAUAUCUGAGAUUUGGGUGGAAGCUAAUGUUUAUAAUAUUCCGCCAAACAGAAAUAUUGUUGAAAGCGAUGUAUCAGGUAUGUGUUUAAAUGUUAUAAGAAGGUCUAGCAAUAAAAAUGAUACUGUUAUUAGUCAAUUUAUCAAUAUGCGUACAUUUGGCUACGGAUCUUUUAAACUACCUAUGGAUGCCUAUUAUGAUGAAUAUUAUGUUAAGAGUUGUUCGCCAGAAUACAAGGUAAAAGCCUUUGGUUUAGAUAUUAAAGCAGAUUUUUCUGGUUGGGAUUCUUUUAACCUAAAUGACGUUUUAAAUAAUAAUAAUAGAAUUUAUAUUGAAGUUACAAACGAAACGUAUCCCUCUUUAGGAAAUUCAUUGAGCACCAAUAAUACAAACAAAAUAAAUAUGGUUAUGAACAUUUUUGAUAAGCGUUAUGAAGAUGAAUUUUUCCAAUUUAUGGAAUAUCUACUUCAUCGUAAUAAUCAACAUAUAUACGAUAUUAAAAUUUGGAUUUUGGAUCACCAAGGGAUAUCGGUUGCGUUCAAGUCCAAAUUGUCCCAGUUUAUGAAAGCAAAGGGGCCUAUGUUGUUUGAAUAUGAAUUCGUUUCCUAUCAUUGGCCAUCGUGGAUGAGGCCCGAGAAAUAUUUGCACAGAGAAUUGGAUUUAGCAAGAGUUUUGCUUCUAGAUGUUAUUUUACCAUUAGACAUUGAAGCUUGUAUUUAUAUUGAUAUCAUUAAAAUAAAAAACUGGAAUUUAAUAGAACAGGUGGCGUUGAAUUACGAUAAAAGCUACAGUAAUGCCAGUGGCAUAAUCUACCUGGUACCAUAUCCUGAAAUUGAGUAUGGUUACUGGAAAACUGGCUAUUGGGAAAAGUAUCUAGAUAAGAAUGACUUACUCUUUUAUCAAACUGAUUUUGUGAUGGUGAACAUGACAAAUUUUAGGAAGGCGGAAGCCGGUGAUAAAUUGAGAGUACAUUAUCAAAGGUUGUCUAGUGAUAUAUUUUCUUUAAGGAACGUGGCUCAAGAUUUGAUCAAUAAUAUUCAAUUGCAGGUCCCGAUUACAUCAUUGAAUAAGUUUAGUACCAUGCCCUCAGAGGAGAAAAAUAAGUUAAACGAUUUCCCUACUAAUGAUGAGUUGUGA